This is a messenger RNA of Aplysia californica (California sea hare), 2790 nucleotides long. RefSeq names its product O-acyltransferase like protein. Gene Ontology annotation, molecular function: acyltransferase activity, transferring groups other than amino-acyl groups. Bases 131 to 2317 code for a protein of 728 amino acids. The transcript is spliced from 16 exons. The record is from RefSeq and is a predicted model, not a curated record. NCBI's taxonomy places the organism in Eukaryota, Metazoa, Mollusca, Gastropoda, Aplysiida, Aplysiidae.
CCCAGAUGUUGACAUCUACUCCAAACUUAGAUAAGUUGUUUUUGCAGGUGUCUUUGUACCUCAAUUUUGGCCUUCCUCUUGGCACAAAGACUAAGACUGAUCCCAACCCAACUUUACAACCUGGCAGAGGAUGAGCUGCGCUGGAGUGACACCACUGCUCUCAGCGCUUAUCUCCCUGCUCAGCUUUCUGCCCGGCGCACAGAGCGGGCCAUACAAUGACCUCAUCGUGGAUGUGUACACGGAUCUCCACGAUUUCCAGCCCUACCAAAAUUACUUACAAAACGUUACCUACGAAGAACAGAUUGGGAGUUCCUUAAGUAUGAGGGGCCGUAUAGAGGAGCUCAUUUGGGACAAAUCUAGGAAUCGAUAUCGUGAGAUUCUGGAUGUUUUGCGGAGAGCGAGCGAAAAGCCUCACUUUGUCACACCCCCGGAGCCUUCUCUCUCUCACACCUGCGCACACGAGCUUUAUGAGUGGAUGCGGGCCCUUGGAAGGGAGAAAAAUUGGGCCCUAAGGAUGCUGGACUCCUGGGGCAGACCUGGCUCCGCGAUAAUGCAAGGAAAUAUUCAGUACUUUGGAGAAUUCACAGGAUGCCUGAGAAUAGAAACGACUGAAGAAGACUUAGAAGGUGCUCAAAUCGACGGGCAAUACUGUCUACUGAAUAUUAAAGUGAGUUUAAGUCGAGAUAUAUACAACUUUCAGAGCUACAUUCCAAACAGCAAAGAUUCGUUCAAAGUGGAAGUGAAAUGUCACCGUGAUGUGUACAUGGAGAGUGGAACUCUCAUUGGAAUCACAUUGCUCUACUCAUCUUUGCUGGUUAUUGUCGUUUUGGCAACGUUUGCGGACUUCACACUGGACCGCCAAGGAGAGGAGAGGAAAAGUGGGGACGAUACCAAGGAGGAUGGCCUGGCGGAGAACGAUGGAAUAGAGGCAAAGAUCAACGACAUUAGCGGGUCUACUUCAUCCAAGGACGAGUAUCUGCCCUUGCUUAAGACGAUGCUGAAAACGAAACGAGACAGACCGCUGGUGAAAAUCCUGUUGUGUUUCUCGGCCAAAACUAACAUGAAGGAUCUCCUGGAUAUGUCCAGUCCGAAAGACAAAGAUAAACUGGACUGUCUGAACGGAAUGCGUGUGUUCACUAUGUUUUGGAUUGUUUUCGGACAUGCCAUUUUGCUCAGUAUCACAACCAGUCAAAACCCGAUACAGUUCUUUAGGGAUCAGGGGAAGUCAUUAUGGUUCCAGGUCAUGAAUGUGGGCACAUUAUCUUGUGACACUUUUCUGCUGAUCGGAGGUUUGGUGCUGACUUAUGGAAAGUUGAACUCGUGGGCGAAAAAGGGAAGAAAAAUCAGCUGGUGGAAAUAUUAUGUCAACAGGUAUUUAAGGUUGACGCCUCUCAUGUUUCUCGUCUACCUAUUCGCCGAGCUGACCAAUCCGUACUGGUUCACCGGGCCUGUAACCCGACGUCCUGAGGAAUACUUCCCCAGGUGCAAAGACACAUGGUGGCAAUCUCUUCUCUACAUCAACAACUUUAACCAUGGGUGUUAUGAAUGGACUUGGUAUCUCUCUGUGGACAUGCAAAUCUUCAUCGUUACACCGAUAUUUCUUCUCGCUUUCGACAGAAAACCUGUAAUUGCCUACGUGCUGUGCGGCCUUGCGAGUGCCUUCUCAAUGAGCUGGACGGCGUAUACAUCGCACGAAAGACACGUGGCGUUGACGCCGAUGGAUAAAGUGGAGCAUUAUCCUCCACUAUCUGGUGACGAUUUUUUGGAGGUCUACGCAGUGACGUGGUUCCGAUUGACGCCCUACAUGGUAGGCAUGCUUAUUGGUUAUCUGCUGCACAGGACCAACAUGACGAUUAAUAUGUCUAAGAUAGUUUUGCUCCUUGGCUGGAUGACUGUUCUAGCAGUAUCAGCAACGCUGAUAUUCCUGCCCAUGAAUGCUCACGCUUUUCUUACUGACUGUAAACCCCUCACUCUGACGCAAGCGGUUCUUAUCUCCACGCUUUCGAGACCACUUUGGAGUUUAUGUGUGGCCUGGGUAGUAGUUGUUUGCGCCACGAAAAAUGCAGCACCAAUCAACAGUUUCUUGUCUCUUGGUAUCUUCAGCAUUGGGACAAAGCUGUCGUACGCCAUGUACCUCAUCCACUUGUUUUUAAUAUCCGCUUUAGUGAGGUCCAUUCACCAUGUCGCUUUUAUAUCUUUGCCCAAUGUCUUCGUCCUAACGAACGGAGUGCUGCUGAUAACGGCCAUUCUGUCAACUGUGGCCCAUCUCCUUAUUGAGAAACCCCUCAGCAACCUGCAGGAUCUGUACUUGAAGUGAGAGCCGAAGAGCAAGUACCCUGGACUGGAGUCUAUUCACAGCAGCCAACUUGGUUUUCUAUUUGCUUUGAUAUGAGCUAUAUUAUGUACCAUCAUAGUAGAUACAGAUUACCGCUUUAGAAUGCAAGCGCCUCUAAGAAAGAUCUCCGAAUUGGGAGGCACCGUGGUGAAAUCAGGCGCUUGUCAAAACAAUGGAAUCAAAGAAACCCGCAUUUUCCCGUCUGUUUGUAAUUUUUUAUCGAUUUUUUUGGGUGUGUUUUGGCUCAAUACUGUGUACGCCCAUUGUACAAAUACAUUUCUGUAUGGAUUUUACUGAAAAACUCAAAUAAACGUGCCGAAAAGUGUAAAUUAUUUCCUGGGUCAAAGAACUUUCGAGCUAUGGAAAAUACCCAAAUUUCUCGGUCAUUUUCUCUCUAAUUUAAUCGAUGAUACCAGACGAGCCACAUCUCCUUCAAUUGCAGACAUCUCAACUUC